CGAGCUCUCAGUUCUCCGCCCCCUCCCUCCCUCCCCUCCUCCCUACUAUUCUUCUUGGGCUACGAGGACUUGUGGGGAUUCACUCGGUGGGAUGCGUCUAAGGUGAUGGGCUCUGAAGGAGAGGAGAUGGGGAAGAAGGACACUCCGACUCCUACUCCUCCAUCUCUUGCAGUCUCUCACUCACCCACACGCAGCUGCUCCCCUGGCCGCUGUGUCGAAUCUCUCCUCCCCGCCUCCUCCGAAAACACAAGCAACAACACAUCUCCAGAAGAGAGGAAGUGUGUGUGAAACCUUUCAAUUCUCGCACCAUCUCUAUUAUUCCAUCAGACAACCUCUUGCACAGCCAGAUCCCAGAUCUAGUGUUGGUAUUAAGUGCGUUGACCGUCGACCACGUCAACAGCCAUGAAGCGGCUCAGCAGCUCAGACUCUCUUAUGCCCAUCCGCCCGACCGGAGAAGAGAAGGGGGGGAUGUAUGGAAGGGGAUUCCAGCCCAUGAUGGACGGGCUGGACGAGGAGGAGUGCGGCGACGAGGAUCUGUGCUCCGGCAUGCAGGGCGGCGGCGGCGGCGGCGGCGAGAAGAAGCGCCGCCUGAGCGUGGAUCAAGUGAGGGCUUUGGAGAAGAAUUUCGAGUUGGAGAACAAAUUGGAGCCGGAGAGAAAGGUGAGGCUGGCCCAGGAGCUCGGCCUCCAGCCCCGGCAAGUCGCCGUCUGGUUCCAAAACCGGCGGGCCCGGUGGAAGACCAAGCAGCUGGAGCGCGACUACGCGGCCCUCAAGGCCAGCUACGAUGCCCUCCGCGCCGACUUCGACGCCCUCCAUCGCGACAAGGAGGCCCUCCUCGUUGAGAUCAAGGUGCUGAAGGAGAAGUUAGGAGAGGACGAAAGUCUGAGCCUGUCCUCGGUCAAAGAGGAGCCGGUGGUGUCGGAAUCCGAGAACAAGGCCUCGGAGGAGCCACCGGCGCCGGUGUGCAAGGACGGGUCGUCGGACAGCGACUCGAGCGCAGUCCUCAACGACGUCCUGAACGACGAGAAUAGCCCGCAUGAUCGCGGGAUGUCCUCGCUCGGAUUCGAGAACUCCCCAUCCUUCCCGUGCUCGCCGCCAUCAUUGCUGAAUUCCGACUCGAGGCAACCAAAGGGCGGAUUCUUCUUUCAACACCAGCUGCUAAAGAUGGAAGACGGCGGAUUUCUCGGUGGCGAGGAGCCAUGCUCUAGUUUCUUCUCAGAUGACCAUGCAGCCACUCUCAAUUGGUACUACCCCGAGCACUGGCCCUAAACGAAGGAUGGCGGCGGAGGAGGAAGACAAUAAUAAUAGUAUUGGAAGAAGAAGGUAGGGGGAGGUCUUUAAAAUUUUUGUAAAAUUGGAAAUGUAUGUAGCUUUUGGGAUGGGGUGCUCUGUGAUGAUGUACAAAAGCCUUUUUCCGGGUUGCAAAGGAAGAGAGACGAAAAAGGACGGGAAGGUGAGGAGGAAAGAGAGAGAGAGUGAGAAAGCUUGAUCUCUUUUUAUCUCAAAUAAAGAAUCCUUUUAAUAUUUUAGUAAAAUGAAUUUAAAAAAA
This is a messenger RNA of Phoenix dactylifera (date palm), 1549 nucleotides long. Its product is annotated as homeobox-leucine zipper protein ATHB-6-like. Gene Ontology annotation, molecular function: sequence-specific DNA binding; DNA-binding transcription factor activity, RNA polymerase II-specific. The record is from RefSeq and is a predicted model, not a curated record. Gene Ontology annotation, cellular component: nucleus. Gene Ontology annotation, biological process: positive regulation of DNA-templated transcription. NCBI's taxonomy places the organism in Eukaryota, Viridiplantae, Streptophyta, Magnoliopsida, Arecales, Arecaceae.